GUUAAGUAUAGGUGAAAUAUUAUUAUCAUUUAGCAACGAUAAUGAAAAUGACAGUGCAGCUCAUUACACAUUUACACAGCAAAGAAACCUACUCUUAACACAAACUCCAGGAUCAUCAUCAUCACUACCGUAACAACAUUCCCAAAACUCUUUUGAAAAAAAACCAUGUAUGAAAAAGUGAUUCUAACAUUCAUAUUCGUCUUCCUUCUCAUAAUCUCCUACUCAAUCUUCAUCGGAACACUCGACAUUCGAUCUUAUUUCUACCAAUCACCAACCCUUCAACCCGCUCCAUGUAAACCCGACCCGCCUCUUCGUGUUUACAUGUAUGAUCUCCCUCCCCGUUUCAACGUCGGAAUGAUCACUCGCCGGAAUACGUCGGAGUCUCCCGUCACCGUUAGGGAUUUUCCGCGGUGGCCGGGGAAUUGGGGUUUGAAGAAGCAACACAGUGUGGAGUAUUGGAUGAUGGGAUCGCUUUUACAUGAUGGUGAUGGUGGUGAAGCUGUGAGGGUUUCGGAUCCGGAAUUGGCUGAUGCCUUUUUUGUUCCGUUUUUUUCUUCCUUGAGUUUUAAUACACAUGGACAUACUAUGACGGAUCCUGCUACCGAGAUUGAUCGAAAAUUGCAGGUUGAUCUGAUGGAAUUCUUGAAGAAAUCUAAAUAUUGGCAGAGGUCUAAAGGCAGAGACCAUGUAUUUCCUAUGACACACCCCAAUGCCUUUAGAUUCCUACGUAAUCAAUUGAAUGAUACUAUUCAAGUUGUUGUGGAUUUUGGCCGCUACCCUAAGGGCAUGUCUAAUUUGAAUAAAGAUGUGGUGUCCCCGUAUGUUCAUGUUGUGGAUUCUUAUACAGAUGAUGAACCUCAAGAUCCGUACGAGAUUCGCUCCACACUGCUUUUCUUUCGAGGGAGGACUUUCAGGAAGGAUGAAGGCAUUGUCCGUGCUAAACUGAUGGGUAUAUUGAGUGGUUAUAGUGACGUUCACUAUGAGCGAAGUGUUGCAACAGGAGCAAACAUAAAAGCGUCAUCUAAAGGAAUGCGUUCAUCAAAGUUCUGUUUGCAUCCAGCAGGAGACACACCAUCAUCUUGUCGCCUUUUUGAUGCCAUUGCGAGUCACUGUGUUCCAGUCAUUGUGAGUGAUCAAAUUGAACUCCCUUUUGAGGAUGAGAUUGAUUACUCGCAGUUCUCUUUGUUCUUCUCUUUCAAAGAGGCAUUACAGCCUGGCUACAUGGUUGACCAGCUUCGUAAAGUUCCAAAACAGAAGUGGACUGAAAUGUGGAGGCAGGUUAAAAACAUCUCCCAUCAUUAUGAAUUCCAGUACCCUCCAAAAAGAGAGGAUGCUGUUAAUAUGCUUUGGAGACAGGUCAAACACAAGCUUCCAGGGGUCAGACUCUCUAUUCAUAGAACCCGAAGGUUAAAAAUCUCAGAUUGGUGGCGAAAGAGAUGAUGGUGUUUGGAGCUUUCGGUAUUGAUCUUGUACAUUCACAUUCACUCUCUUCAGUUUCCGUUACUAUCCCUUAAAGGGAAUAGAAGAAUAUCAUUGCCACGACUUCUCAUCUCAGCACCUUAAAAUAUAGGUCUGUGUAGAAGUUUUAAUCUGUGACUUGUUUUGGUCAUUUACACCAUACCUCACUUGGGGAGCACGAUUAGCAUGAACAUUGCAAUGGAGAUCCAGUGAUAUUUUGCAAUUAUAUUUUGCAACAUGGACUUCUAGUAGGCAAAUGAAGAUAUGCUCUCAGGAUAAGUUAUAGGAGAAAAGAAAGAAAUUUCGGUUGACUUUGUCAUUCCCCAUUUCACCCAAAUCAAUGUACAUCUCCGUUAAUGCUAUUGAUUUGAAACCAUAGUUAAUUAUUGCAUUCAUUUGGAUUCAUUAACGUUUAAGGAGUUCAACUUACAGUUUCUAUCCAAUUCCAUGCGA
This is a messenger RNA of Medicago truncatula (barrel medic), 1911 nucleotides long. RefSeq names its product probable arabinosyltransferase ARAD1. The transcript is spliced from 4 exons. NCBI's taxonomy places the organism in Eukaryota, Viridiplantae, Streptophyta, Magnoliopsida, Fabales, Fabaceae. Gene Ontology annotation, molecular function: glycosyltransferase activity. The record is from RefSeq and is a predicted model, not a curated record. Bases 166 to 1440 code for a protein of 424 amino acids.